ACCAUACGGCAGACUCUCCAAAGGACACUGCAGUAUUAUGAGCAUCAAGUUAUUGGUUACAGGGAUGCAGAAAAGAACUUUCAUAAUAUAUCAAACAGAUGCUCGUAUACAGACUACUCUGGCAAUGAUGAAGCUGAAGAUGUCUCAGGAAUUCUCCAGUGUACAGCUAAUAUACUUGGUUUGAAGUUUGAAGAAAUGCAAGAAAAAUUUGGGGAGGAAUUCUUCAAUAUCUGCUUUGAUGAAAAUGAAAGAGUUCUUCGAGCUGUAGGUGGCACCUUGCAGGACUUCUUCAAUGGUUUUGAUGCAUUGCUGGAGCACAUUAGAACUUCAUUUGGAAGACAGGCCACUCUGGAAUCCCCUUCUUUCCUAUGCAAAGAGCUUCCUGAAGGCAAUCUUAUGCUCCAGUACUUUCACCCACAUCAUAUUGUUGGAUUUGCAAUGAUGGGGAUGAUAAAGGCGGCAGCAAAAAAGAUUUACCAUUUGGAAGUGGAAGUGGAACAAAUCACUAAUGAUAAAUUGUGCUCAGAGGGGUCAAACCCUGGCAACUGCAGCAGUCUUACUUUUCUUAUCAAGGAACGUGAAAAUGCAAAUAUCACAAAAACACUUCCACUAGGAACGUCCCAGUCCCCCUCAGACCUGAGGAUAAGCAUCAGCACCUUCUGCAGAGCUUUUCCCUUCCAUCUGAUGUUUGAUCCCAACAUGCUGGUGCUCCAGCUUGGGGAAGGUCUUAGGAAGCAGCUCAGAUGUGAUGUUCACAAAACAUUGACAUUCCAGGACUGCUUUGACAUAGUUUCUCCAAAGAUCAGUGCCACAUUUGAACGAGUCCUCCUGAGAUUAUCAACCCCGUUUGUGAUUCGGACCAAACUUGAGGCUUCUGGCUCUGAAAAUAAAGAUAAGGUGAUGGAAAUCAAAGGCCAAAUGAUCCACGUGCCUGAAUCAAAUUCCAUUUUGUUUUUGGGUUCCCCUUGUGUGGACAAGCUAGAUGAACUGAUGGGCCGAGGCCUCCAUCUUUCAGACAUACCUAUCCACGAUGCUACCCGUGAUGUUAUACUGGUUGGGGAGCAGGCAAAGGCCCAAGAUGGCUUGAAAAAACGAAUGGAUAAAUUGAAGGCAACAUUAGAAUGUACACACCAAGCUCUGGAAGAAGAAAAAAAGAGGACAGUAGAUCUUCUGAUUUCAAUUUUCCCAGAAAAUGUGGCUCAACAAUUAUGGCAGGGGCAGCAAGUUCAGGCCAGGAAGUUUGAUGAUGUCACCAUGCUCUUUUCAGACAUUGUUGGCUUUACGGCUAUCUGUGCCCAGUGCACACCCAUGCAGGUGAUCAGCAUGCUGAAUGAGCUCUAUACUCGAUUCGACCAUCAGUGUGGAUUCCUCGAUAUCUACAAGGUGGAAACAAUAGGUGAUGCGUACUGUGUCGCAGCAGGGCUCCAUAAAAAGAGCCUUAGCCAUGCUAAAGCCAUUGCCCUGAUGGCUCUGAAGAUGAUGGAACUUUCAGAAGAGGUUCUUACUCCAGAUGGGAGCCCUAUUAAGAUGAGAAUAGGCAUUCACUCAGGAUCAGUUCUGGCUGGAGUUGUUGGGGUUAGAAUGCCACGUUAUUGUCUCUUUGGAAACAACGUCACGCUUGCGAGCAAGUUUGAGUCAGGAAGUCAUCCACGACGCAUCAAUGUCAGUCCAACCACAUACCAGCUUCUGAAAAAAGAAGAAAAUUUUAUCUUUAUUCCUCGGUCCCGUGAAGAGCUUCCAGAUAACUUUCCAAAGGAAAUUCCUGGGAUCUGUUACUUCCUGGAGGUCAGAAGUGGUCAGAAGCAGCCAAAGCCUUCCAUCACAUCUGCCAGAGUGAGAAAGGUUUCUUACAACAUUGGCACUAUGUUCCUUCGGGAGACUAGCCUAUGAGGCCUGCUACAGAUCAAAGACUCGUCAAAAAAGCACAAGCCCAGAACUGGGUCAUGACAGGAGAGUUGGAGAUUCUUUCUGUUUCACUGCCUUGUUCUGAACAAGCAGGAAAAGCUUGGUGUAAUGUGAGGCAAUAAUUAUUUUAAAAGGUGGGUGACUGCUGUCAUUAAACAACCUGGAAAGAGGGACAAAAAGAAACAAAAUACUUCCAUUUCCUGAGGAAUUAUUGGUCAUAAAUUUAAAUCUGGCCCUUAACAAAAAACCACACACAUACUCAAACCAAAAUGAAUAUUUGAGCUUGAUUUUUUUCUCUACAGAAAUAGGAGGUGGUUCUCUGUAGAUUUGCACCAGCUAAGCAGAAUUGAGAGUCAGUUCUGAUUAUGCAUUCCUACAUUUAAUGUGUUAUUCAGUAAGGUAACAAUGUUUUUUAACUUUAUGAGCAAACAUUUCAUACAUAUACUGUAGAGUUGCUGUAACCUUCCUGACAGGAGGAAUUAUAAUUCAGUACAAUAUUGUAGGGAUUUUACCUAUUUUUAUACAUAUUUCACUUUCUGAACAAUUACAUUCAACACACUGUAAAAUGAGUGAGCUUAGUCAGCUUUACAGAAUAAUCUACUGUAUAUUUCAUGUACUCUAUCAGAGCGUAUUGUUAUACACAUGGUAAGAAGUCAUUUUUUGACUUUUGGCAACAAAGAUACCAAUAUUUUGCAAAAGAAAAAAUAAUACUUUGGUAAAUUUCCUUCCCCGAUAUGCAAGUUUUAGAUGAGCACUAUCUUACAUAUAUGAAUGAUGUUUGAUCUUUGUCCUACUAGUGAUGUGUGUCCAAUCUUUUCAGGACAAUGAAAACCAAGGCUAAAAGGUCAAUGUCUUGAUCGAUAGAAAAAAGACUCUUGCACACGAUGGACCAUAUCUCAUACCAUCAGGUUUUAUAUAGAAGUAACCAGUGGAGUCUUUUAUUUAAAAACUGCUGGUAUGUUGUAGCAUAUUAAAAAAACUCUCCAAAACACAUUUGAAAAUCUACAGAUGGGGGUUUUUUAUUCACUUUUAAUAGGGCUUGUAUUCAUAAGCCACUUAAGAGGUUUUGAAAAUCCCAUACAUUAUUACUGAUAUUACUCUGGCAGUUAAAUCUGUUGCUGGAGUGGCUGUAAUGCCCUUGCUUUAUCUAGUGUAGAAUAAACAAAAGACACUUUUUAGCCAGAAGAAAAGAAAUAAAAAAGGAAAAAUUCUUACCUAAGCAUAAUGCAAAUAGUUUUUCAAAAUUCAGAUUAAUCAAGGUCUAUCAAAAUUAAAGACCAAUUCUCAUCUGGUGAAAAUUGACAUCUCUUUAUUUUCUUCAGUAGAUUUAUGCCAGUUUGCAACUGAUGAGGAUCUGCUCUUAGCAAAACCACAGCUUCAGAUAGAUUUUAUUUCUCUGGUUUCACCCUUUUCCUUGGGUUUCCUUUUCUAUCAGCAAAGACUGUACAAUUACUUAUGCAAUUCCUAACCCAGAGUGGGAGGGGGGUCAUACCCACUUAGACCAACAUAGUUCUACUCUUAUGGAAAAGAGUUUAUUAGCUGAUGUUUGUCCAGUGCUUCCGGAGAGAUAUAGCUCUAUAUGGACGAGAUCCAAAGUCUACUACAAUCAGAGAAAAGACUCAGUUUUACUGGGAGCUUGCUGAAUGUUUUCCUCUUUUUAAAAAUCAGAUCAGUUAUUUGGGUGCUUAUGUAUGGACUUUAGGUCCUAACUGAAAGUUCCCAUUAUAACAACCCCACCCCCAACCAAAACAUAAAUAUGGUCUUUUGGCCAAAUGAUCUUGUUAAAUUUUGCUGGGAAGGACAUGUAAAAGCUGAAAACUGACUCCUUUGACCAACAUGCUGUGGUAGGAUUCAAUGAGUCAGCACAUUGUCACCCCCGACUCUGCAGAACAUAUAGAGUCUGCAGUUUCUGGUAAGGAUGACUAGGUGAAGAAGAGGUAAUUUUGCGGAUUUUCUUUAUGUGAGAUGCACCUGAUUUUGUUAUGAGAGUCUCUCACUGCCUUAGAAGAGAAGGGGCCUGGGAACUAGCACUAAGAAUUGUUUAAAUGUGAAUGUCCCAGCCUUCUGAAAGUACACUAAGCUUACUGGUUUUUCCCAUGAAUCUCAGAGCAUUCUUAGGUUCAGAGGUUCAGAUGUCUGUCUUCCAUCCACUGUACUGGGAAGUAAUUGCAAGCUUUUUGCCCUUCUUCCCAUUCAAAGGUUAGCUUGGUGAAAACCCUUUCGUUUAAGGCUGCAGAGUUUUCACACAAAUUGCAGAUACCCCAUGGCUUUCUACAUAGGAGUGGAUACUUUAGCUUAUAGUCAUCAGUUUACACAUGUACAGUAUGUAAAGUACAUUCAUUUUUCAGUGAAAAUUAAUGAUGUAUAGUAGAGCUGCAGAUGAAGACAUGGUCCAAUUUACCUACCCCACCUCCAGUCCAGUACGGCUGAGGCUGUGCUGUUGCUGCCUAAUCCAAACAAUUAUAGCAGCCAGUCAUAUGUAUGUAUUGAAUUCCUAACCUCUGAAAACAUUACUGGCAUACCUUUACUCUACAGUAGUUUGAUCUAAAGUUAUCUUAUCCCACUGGCCACAUCUACAUGAAUUGUUGACUGCACAGUAGCCCACAACUACUGUGCAGUAGCAUCACAUGGCAGCAACUAUAAUAUGAUAAUACUGCACAGUAGUCUCGGGCAGUUGUUGCCAUGUGACACUACUGCACAGUAGUCUUAGGCUACUGAGUAGUCAGCAUUACAGAAAACCUGUGCAUCAACACUACUUAGGUUACUGCGCAGUCAUUUAGUACUUUUUUAUACAGUAUCUGCUGUCUUGUGUAUAAAUGAGUACUAAAUGACUGUGCAGUAAUGACUAUGCAGUCAGCAUCACGUGUAGAUGCGGCCAUUAUCUCCCUCAUAAUGCACAGUUCUUAGUUUAUUUGAUCAUAGUAUUUCUACAGAAAAGAUAUAUGGGUAGGUAAUCUUGGAGAUCAGUGCAAAAACUAAGAAUUGUUGCUAGCAUCACCAAAUAAAUUAGCCAGCUCUCCAAAUCAGCGCAGAUUCACUGUACAAGAAUAUACAGGCUCCACUUUUAUUUAAGCUUCCAUAAAGUUGCCAUGCCCAAAAUAUCAGUAGUUAUGCAAAGUGAGCAUUGUUUAUUUGUGUAAUGGUGUGUAAACUUGAUUUAAAAAAACUGCUGUCCCUAGGAAAAAUUCCCUGGCUCCAUGUGAGAGAAAAGUAUAAACAUGUUUUCAACACUAUUAAACUUAUUAUUUGUACCUGCUGUAAUCAUGCAAGUAUAUUGUUGACUCAUCUAUACAGUGAAGGAAUUUUUUUUAGCCAGAGAAGUGGUGUGAAUACAGCAAGAUUCGAGUAAGAUAUUAGAUUUCUCCAAUGAUGGCUCCUGUUGGUAAAAGAAAAACCCUUCUCUAUGAAGUUUGCAUUCUAUGUGUGAAUGAUUUUCCCUGCAGGAGUUGACUUUGGGUUCCCAGACUGCAUAUGCAAGGGGUAGCUGGAAAAGAGUGUAUUUCUGUGCAGUGAUUAAAUAAGCGCAGAAUUCAAAUAUUGGUUUUGGAACUUCCCUUCUACCUGUACAGUAAAUGUUCUUUGCAUGGACAGGGACUAGGAGUUGUGUAACAAUUACUUUGCUUAACUAUAAGUAGCAGUAUCUGCUGUCUUGAGCUUCCACAAAGACAAAAUCCAUCCUCCUUGAAGGUGCUGCAUACAGAGAAAUGUAAGGGAAAGGCUAUAUAGGCCAUUAGAAUACACAUGACACAAACUGGCGGUAUUGGCUUUCCCUCUGCUUCAGAACAGGGGACAUUGGGGUAAAGACAACGAAUUUACUACAUGAGAGGAAUCAUCACAAAGGCUAAAUAAUCAUGAGGGAGUUGGAUUUUUCCUUCCAUUUGAACCUCCCAAUAGCUCAUGCUCUUCAGUGAAAUUACAUGGAAAGAGUCCAAGAACUGGGCCAUAAGGCAAGAAGAAAAUAGUAGUAGAGAAAGUAGAAUGUUGGCAAAAGUUAGAUUCCCAGUCCCUGUAGUGAUAGCUGCCAUACGUAGCCACAGGCUCUGACAUCAGAGAAUUACUGCUGUGUCAUAACUCUGGAUCCAGGUGUGCAGCCACAUACAUUCCCCAGGGGACAAGCAGUAACAGCACACAUAUGGUGCCACUGCUGUUUGUCCCUGGGGAAUGCCUGCGCAUAUGUGCUCUAGUGUGUGGCAGGUUGCUUUGGUGGGGGGGAGGGGAGGCUGGGACCAGCACUUGGCCUGGCCCCAGCAGCCUUACCUGGGAUCCUGGGGGCCUCCCAGUUCUCCAGCACUGGUGAUCUGGCAGCAGGGAGCCUGGCCAGCAGCUGGAGCAUGGCUUCAGUCAACCAGGCUCCAAUUUUGGGUGGUUUACGCUACAGCCACAUG
Molecule: messenger RNA, 6290 nt
Organism: Alligator sinensis (Chinese alligator)
Lineage: Eukaryota; Metazoa; Chordata; Crocodylia; Alligatoridae
Gene: GUCY1A2
Product: guanylate cyclase 1 soluble subunit alpha 2
Exons: 7
Coding region: 196-1890 (564 amino acids)
Biological process (GO): response to oxygen levels; cGMP biosynthetic process
Cellular component (GO): guanylate cyclase complex, soluble
Molecular function (GO): heme binding; guanylate cyclase activity
Source: RefSeq, a predicted model, not a curated record